Capsella rubella is the source of this 3921-nucleotide messenger RNA. RefSeq lists its product as uncharacterized. Gene Ontology annotation, molecular function: catalytic activity. Bases 16 to 3921 code for a protein of 1301 amino acids. NCBI's taxonomy places the organism in Eukaryota, Viridiplantae, Streptophyta, Magnoliopsida, Brassicales, Brassicaceae. The transcript is spliced from 4 exons. The record is from RefSeq and is a predicted model, not a curated record.
GUGGGGAAGAUUCACAUGAUAGUGAAUAAGAUUUGGAGAUUGGGGGAUAAGUCUACAUUCAUUGAUGUUUAUGAGGUGAAUGACAACACUGUCAAAUUUCGCAUUCGAAAUGAGAGUAUGCGAAACAGAAUUCUAAACCGUGGUAUGUGGAACAUUAUGGACAUUCCAAUGAUUGUCUCCAAAUGGACUCCUUUUGCGGAGGAACAACCAGCAAUGAAAUCAAUACCACUUUGGAUCACGCUUAAAAACGUUCCUCCAUCAAUGUUUACACACAAAGGACUUGAAUUCCUUUCAAGUGCAGUGGGUAAACCUAUAAGACUUCAUCCUAAGACAGAGGCAUGUGUUACGUUUGAGGAAGCACAAAUUCUAGUUGAGGCCGAUCUUACUAAAGAGCUCCCUCAAGAGUAUUUUCUUACGGGCGAAGAGGAAGGUGAACUUGAUACGAUCAUCAUGUACUCUUACCCUUGGUUGCCUCCGCGAUGUAUCUGCUGCAAGAAAUGGGGACACGCUUCCUCUACUUGCUUAACUAAACCAAGAGAAGUUCAAACCGCUCCUGGUUCUAUAGUUGCCCUGACUAAUGUCCAAGAGAUUAUUCCAGAAGUAGUUAGUGAAGUAGCUGUGCUUCCGUUAGACACUGUUAUUGUCGAACAAGUCGAGCGCCCACAGGUGGAAGAACAGAACGUCACUGUGAGAGGUGAAGAGGAGUGGACCACUCCUAAAUCUUCAUGCAGCCCAGGGAAAUCAACCGAAAGUUUCAAGUUUGGAGAGCUAUCUAUUCUCUCGAACUCCUACUCUGUUUUGGAGGUGGAGGGAGACAAAGAAGAGGAAGACAUGCCUCGGGAGGAGGAGAGUAUUCAGCUGCAUUCCGUGAUAAAGAAGUGGGUGGGAGAGAAUGAGUUUCAAUUUGGUUGUUUACUUGAGACUCGGGUUAAAGAACGGAAAGCGCAGUGGCUGGGAGAUCAGCUCUUGCGUGACUGGACGAUGCUAACCAACUAUGAAUUUAAUUGCCGUGGGCGUAUUUGGAUCAUGUGGAGAGACACUGCUCGUCUCACUCCAUUUUUUAAAAGUGCCCAGCUUGUAACUUGCUCGGUACAGUUACAAGGACAAGAAGGAGAGUUUUUUUGUUCUUUUAUCUACGCUUCUAACUGCCCGGCAGAGCGUAAGGAGCUGUGGAGAGAUUUGAGGGAUCACUGCGAUUCCACAAUUAUCAGAAAUAAGCCUUGGAUGAUUUUUGGUGAUUUUAAUGUGACUUUGGCUAUGGUGGAGCAUUCACGUGUUGAUGUUACUCCGGAGAUCACGGCUGCUAUGCGAGAUUUCCAAGAGGUAGUAAACGAUUGUUCUCUUCAGGAUAUGAGUUUUCAAGGACCUCUAUACACUUGGUGUAACAAAAGAGAAGAUGAUCUUAUUAUGAAGAAGUUGGACCGGGUCAUGGUAAAUGAUAAGUGGCUCCAGGCUUUCCCUCAUGCCUAUAAUGUUUUUGACGCUGGUGGUUGUUCUGAUCAUCUGCGGUGCCGCAUUAUGAUUAAAGGAGACAAUGACAAUGCUGUUCGAAGUAGGAAGCUUUUCAAGUUUGUGAAUGUUUUGACAGAAAUGGAGGAGUUUAAACCGUUGGUGGAGAAUUAUUGGAAGGAAACUGAGUCUCUGUUCUUAUCUACUUCUACAUUAUUCCGUUUCUCAAAGAAAUGUAAAGGUUUAAAGUCGUUACUUCGGAGUUUGGCCAAAGAGAGGCUGGGACACUUGGUGAAAAAGACGAAGGAAGCUUUUGAUCGUCUUUGUCUAAAACAGGAAGCUAACCUAUCUAAUCCUUCUGCAGUUUUGAUGGCGGAAGAAAAUGAGGCUUACCAGCGGUGGGACUUUGUUGCUGGAUUGGAGGAGAAAUUCCUUAAACAAACCUCGAAGCUCCAUUGGCUUCAGGUGGGGGAUAAAAACAAUAAAAUUUUUCAUAGAGCGGCUGCAGUAAGGAAAGCUAAGAACAAUAUCAAGGAAAUAAAGUGUCAAGAUGGUAGAUUGAUGGAGAAAGUCGAAGAGAUUAAGAUUGAGGCUGAGAGACAUUUCAGAGAAUUCCUACAAUUCAUUCCGUCAGAUUUUGUUGGUGUUGCUGUUGAUGAGCUUGAGGAACUGCUUCCGUUCCGAUGUUCAGAGGAGGAAAACCAAAUGCUUACGGCUGUAGUGACGGGAGAAGAGAUUAAGAAGGUGUUAUUUGCUAUGCCAAGUAAUAAGUCCCCCGGACCCGACGGUUACACCGCUGAAUUUUACAAGGCAACUUGGGGUAUUAUUGGAGUUGAAUUUACUCUUGCGAUUCAAUCUUUUUUUGCCAAAGGUUUUCUACCGAAGGGAAUUAAUUCUACUAUUCUUGCCCUCAUUCCAAAGAAUCAGGGAGCUUGUGAGAUGAAAGAUUACCGACCCAUUUCUUGCUGUAAUGUGAUUUAUAAAGUUAUCUCCAAGAUAAUUGCUAACCGCCUCAAGAAAGUUCUGCCUAAAUUUGUUUCCGGGAAUCAGUCCGCGUUUGUUCAAGAUCGUCUCUUAAUUGAAAAUGUAUUGUUGGCUAUGGAACUGGUUAAGGAUUAUCACAAGGAUACUAUUACCUCUAGGUGUGCUAUCAAGAUUGAUAUCUCCAAAGCUUUCGAUUCGGUUCAGUGGAGUUUUCUCUCCAAGAUCUUCACAGCUAUGAGGUUUCCACCAACAUUUAUUCAAUGGAUCAUUUUGUGUGUUUCCACAGCCUCUUUUUCGGUUCAAGUUAAUGGUGAAUUAGCAGGGUAUUUCCGGAGCUCAAGAGAGCAGAUUCGAAACCGUGUAAGUUCAUGGACUGUUCGCCAUCUCUCCUUUGCGGGUCGUCUAAAUCUGAUCAGCUCCGUUCUUUGGAGUACUUGUAAUUUUUGGCUGUCGGCUUUCCGGCUACCUAGAGCCUGCAUAAGUGAGGUUGAAAAGAUUUGUUCUAGCUUCCUAUGGUCUGGACAGGAAAUGAGCACUCAUAGAGCAAAAAUUUCAUGGGGAACAGUUUGUAAACCAAAACAAGAGGGUGGUCUCGGGCUUAGAUCUUUACAUGAGGCUAACAAUUACCGUGGUUUAGCAAAACCUCUUGCUAAAAUGGACGUGGGUGAUGGGAAUCACACCUCUUUCUGGUAUGAUGACUGGUCUCACAUGGGUAGAUUGGUCGAGCUUGUUGAUGCGAGAGUGGUUAUCGAUAUGGGAAUUGGUUGGGGGAAAAGUCUAGCGUGGGCGUGGUCUCGGCGUAGGCGUCGCCACCGGUCUGAUCUCUUGAACUCCAUUGAAGAAACGCUGUACCUCAAAAGUCUUACUCGCACGGAUCAAAGGGAUGUUGCUCUCUGGAAAGCUGCAAACGACUCAUAUAAGCCUCGGUUCUCCACUAAAGACACCUGGAAUCACAUUCGCACGGCUUCCAGUCGGGUAGCUUGGGGGAAGGGAGUCUGGUUCUCUCACGCUACUCCAAAAUUCACCUUUUGCGUGUGGCUAGCAGUACAUGACCGAUUACCAACGGGGGAAAAAAUGGUGAAGUGGUCUCGGGGUCUCUCGGGAAUUUGUGAGUUCUGCCAACAAGACGUGGAGACGAGGGACCAUUUGUUCUUUGCUUGCUCUUAUGCUUCUGAAAUUUGGGCUUCAACUGCUAAGGGACUCCUCCUUUCGCAUUAUACAACAGAUUGGACAAGACUCAUCGCUUUAAUCUCUACACCUCAUCAAGAUCGGGUUCAUACCUUUCUGCUACGAUAUGCUUUUCAAGCUGUUGUCUAUGGAAUCUGGAGAGAGCGGAAUUGUAGGCGACAUGGCAACGCCCCAAUACCACCACCUCAGCUUACGAAAAUGAUCGAUAAACAAGUACGAGAUCAACUUUCUUCAAUUCGGAAAAUGGGAGAUCUCCGGUAUGCAGCGGGUUUCCAAUUGUGGCUUCAAACUAGAACAUAA